Messenger RNA from Suillus subaureus, 198 nucleotides. RefSeq lists its product as uncharacterized. The transcript is spliced from 2 exons. Bases 1 to 198 code for a protein of 65 amino acids. The record is from RefSeq and is a predicted model, not a curated record. NCBI's taxonomy places the organism in Eukaryota, Fungi, Basidiomycota, Agaricomycetes, Boletales, Suillaceae.
AUGCUGAACGAUGCAUUUCGGAAAGAGCUGCAAAAAUUUGAUGCGGAACGCGUGCUUUUCGCAUGGGACGGUCUCUUGCAGAAGCAACAGUCUACACUGGAAGGCCUCGGAGUACCAACUAUGUUCCCUUCUGAUUUGCGAGCCGAUAGAGAGAAACAACAGAGAGUAGUUCAAGUCUUGGAAGGUAUAGUGGGGUAA